Zootoca vivipara (common lizard) is the source of this 1369-nucleotide messenger RNA. RefSeq names its product adaptor related protein complex 1 subunit sigma 1 (gene AP1S1). Gene Ontology annotation, molecular function: clathrin-cargo adaptor activity. Gene Ontology annotation, biological process: vesicle-mediated transport; intracellular protein transport. Gene Ontology annotation, cellular component: membrane coat; AP-1 adaptor complex. The record is from RefSeq and is a predicted model, not a curated record. Lineage: Eukaryota; Metazoa; Chordata; Lepidosauria; Squamata; Lacertidae.
UCGGGGCGGGGGGGGGAGGGAGGCGGGUCCCGGCCGGGAGGCACCUGGGCAGGUUCGGGCAGCGGAAGAGGAGCCGGAGGGCCGCAGGGGCCGCGCGGAACGGCCCGCCACGGACGGACGCCCGACAUGAUGCGCUUCAUGCUCCUCUUCAGCCGCCAGGGCAAACUGCGCCUUCAGAAGUGGUACUUGGCCACCUCAGACAAGGACAAGAAGAAGAUGGUGAGAGAGCUCAUGCAGGUGGUCCUGGCGCGGAAGCCCAAGAUGUGCAGCUUCCUGGAGUGGAGGGACCUCAAGGUGGUCUACAAAAGGUAUGCCAGCUUGUAUUUCUGCUGCGCCAUCGAGGGCCAAGACAAUGAACUCAUCACUUUGGAGCUCAUCCAUCGAUAUGUGGAGCUGCUGGACAAGUACUUUGGCAGCGUGUGUGAGCUGGACAUCAUCUUCAACUUCGAGAAGGCCUACUUCAUCCUGGACGAGUUCCUGAUGGGGGGAGAGGUCCAGGACACCUCCAAGAAAAGCGUCCUCAAAGCCAUUGAGCAGGCGGACCUUUUGCAGGAGGUAGAGGAGGACGAGUCGCCCCGGAGCGUUUUGGAGGAGAUGGGCUUGGCAUAGACUUGGGAUCGCGAGCCGGCUCUCCCCCCCCCCUUGCCCCCGCCACUGCCCCUCGCGCCCCUUCGCCCCCCACGCAGUGUGGGUGAGAGCCUGGGGUGGCCACGCAAGCUCUGCAGCCGGCCUCCUGCCCAAGGAAUCUGCAAACCACACGAUGUAAAUACUGAACCACCAGCUCGGGGUGGGGGGGUGGGGUGCGCUGCGUCAGAGUGUUGGGGGGGGGGUGCAAGGAGGCAUUUUGCCCCAGCCUGUUGGGGGGCAGAGAGAGAGAGAGAGAGAGAGCAGCGUGGAAUUAUCUCCAUUCUCCAUCUUUUCUCUGGGCUUUUUUCUGUGCCCCUCCAAACUCUCCUACUUCUCCUACCGCCCGCCCCCCCCAAGCACCCCCCAAUCUGUUCACACCAGCAACGUGGCACUUCCUGCCGCCCCCAGACCUGUGACUCACCCGGGCAGCAUGUGACAGAUCCCAGAGAAGAAGCCUCUGCCGCCUUCCCUCCCUCUCCCUCUUUCUCAUUUUUUUUUGUGUAGGGAUGGCAAGCGCCCCACAGGUAUGUGGGGCACGUGGACACAGGUAGCCGGAGAUUCGGAGGAGCCUGCCGUUUGGAAGACCAGCAGCCCCCGCCUCCUAAACUUUGGGUGCCUGUAUUUCCCCCCACCCUCAGCUCCCCCCCAGCCUCUUUCCAAUAAGGCAUGAUCUUUCCGGACCCAAGGCGUGUGUGCGAGUGUCUUCUCUUGUUUUGGAAUAAAGCGUGUGAGGAAGACAGUG